ACUAGAAACGUUGCGAAAUAAUUUGUAUUUCAUUUAGUACUUUCAAAUCGUAAAAGUACAACGAAAUCGGUUAUAUGAAAUUCGAUGAUUUUCCAUGAGAAGCGUGAAAAGCUUUCCAAAAAUGUGUAUGAAUGUAAUCCCUGCAGCCCGAAAAAGAUGAUUGAUGAAUUUUAAGUAUAAUAAUAAUAAGUUUUAACAUGAUUUCAUUUACAUAAAAUUUGAAGUGAUUAACACUUGCAGUUUAAGUGUCGAGCCAUAUGCGGCGAAAUUUAGUGUAGAGCACAUCAGUCUAACGUGUUGUUUUUUAUCAGAAUAAAUAAACUGAAUUUGAAAAAUCCAAUGCCGAGCCAAUUUCACUAAACUUACUUUGAAGGGUUAUCAAUCAAUAUAACGAUUGUCGGUAUACACAAGAAAGAAAUCUAAUCAAACAAACCGGAUAAACCAGCAUGAAUCAACAAAAAGAAAAACUUAAAACAAAAAAGAAUCACAAAAAGCCUUUGCCGGCCGGCUAUCAUCAUAAGUAGCACGUAUGUAUCUACCGUCAUUUGGGUCUGCUUUAGUUAAUUGAAUCAGAACCCUUAUGCAGUAAUAUUUUUCUUGUAUUCAGAUUUUUUUCUUUUAUCAGUGAGAUAUAUAACUCAAUGUUUUGCUUUCUUUAAAUCUCAAUUGUACAAAGUAGUAUCACAUGACGGUACCUACAAGAAAAAGUGAAUGACGCGAUCGUUAAACGGUAAGUUGUAAUUAUUCGUGAUCAUCUCCACUACUGUUGACAUUGGAGUGACAGACAAUCGUAGAAGGCCAAGGUCACCGUCAUGAAUGGAUAAAACUGAUAGAAUUUUGUUAUAAAAGUGCAUUACGAAGUGAGCCAUGGAGUUGCACAAUGAUGCAUCAUGUCUGUUUCAAUUGAUUGAUUGAUUACAAAGAUUUGCCAUAUCUUUUUCGAAAGCUUAGUCUAAAAUGAUUACUGUAUUUUGGUCAUAGCUAAUCACAACAAAAUACUCUGUUAUUCGAGGCUCGCAAAGCCACAAUUAGCGCAUGGGUGCUCAAACUGAUGUUUGUGCUAUCGUGUAUGAUCAUCACGGUGGUGCUUAUCAUUCAGAAGUACCAGAGUCUUGCGAACUUCAAGAAUACACUGUACCUUCGCUUCGCAAGUGAUGGGUCAUUUUUCGACGGCAGUCGGCGAAACGUCGAACUUUUACGCAUUGACUGGCAUGACUAUGCAUAUGUCGAGAAAGAAGCUGAACAACAAGGCCCAGGUGAACACGGAAAACCAGUGACACUGCAAAGACAAGAAGACAUCAAAUUAAACAGAAAACUGUAUUCAGAAAAUGGAUACUCAGCUGUGAUAAGUGAUAUCAUCGCACUCAAUCGUUCCGUGCCAGACAUUCGACAUACCCAGUGUCGUAAAAAGCGUUACCUCCAGGAACUGCCAAAUGUUAGUGUUAUUAUUAUUUUCUACAAUGAACACUGGAGCACACUGCUACGAACAAUUUACAGCGUGUUGAAUCGAUCCCCUUCUAAUUUGUUAAGGGAAAUAAUAUUGAUCAAUGAUCACAGCACCAAGAAAUUUCUCUGGAAGCCACUGCAAGAUUUUGUAGAAAGUCAACUCGCUCCGGUAGUUAAAUUAAUCAACUUACCAGAGCGAUCGGGUUUGAUCAUUGCGAGAUUGGCAGGCGCCAAAGCAGCUAACGGAGAUGUCCUGAUUGUUCUUGAUUCGCAUACAGAAGUUAAUACCAACUGGCUACCUCCUUUACUCGAACCAAUUGCUGAGGACUACCGUACGGUGGUGUGUCCAUUUAUUGAUGUGAUUGUACACGAUACAUUCGAGUAUCGCUCGCAAGAUGAAGGUAAACGUGGUGGUUUUGACUGGAAGUUCUAUUACAAGCGACUUCCACUACGACCGGGAGAUUCAAGCGAUCCUACAAAACCAUUCGAAAGUCCCGUUAUGGCUGGUGGACUGUUUGCAGUUAGUGCAAAGUUCUUCUGGGAACUUGGAGGUUACGAUGAAGGUUUAGACAUUUGGGGUGGUGAACAGUACGAGCUCAGUUUCAAGAUAUGGCAAUGCGGUGGUCGGUUGGUGGAUGCACCCUGUUCGCGUGUUGGCCAUGUGUAUCGAGGAUAUUCACCGUUUCCUAACCCAAGAGGAGUGAACUUCAUCACCAAAAACUUCAAACGUGUUGCCGAGGUUUGGAUGGACGAUUAUAAGCAAUUUCUUUACGAGCGGAAUCCCCAAUUCGACAAAACUGACGCUGGUGAUUUGACCAAACAGAAAGCUUUGCGAGAAAAACUGAAAUGCAAACCUUUCAAGUGGUUUUUAGAGGAGGUAGCACCUGAUUUGCUAGUUCGAUAUCCGUUACGUGACCCUCUACCUUUCGCAUCCGGACGAGUUCAGAAUCUAGCAAAUACGAACGUUUGUUUGGAUACCCUGAACCAUAAGACUAAGCAACCAAUUGGGGUUUUCGGCUGUGCCAACAACAAAACACAUCCGCAAAAUAACCAAUUUUUUACACUGACCUAUUAUCGAGACAUUCGAGCAGCUAGUGUUGAAAAAUGCCUGGAUGCUUCCAAUGAUGAUUCGGAUGUUAUUCUGUUUAACUGCCACGAGUCGCAAGGGAAUCAGCUGUGGCAGUACGAUUUUGAAAAGAAACUAAUCAUUCACGGAAAGCCAAGCCGUAAUCAGUGUCUAGAUCUAGUUGGUAAGAAGGUUGUAGUAGCCAGAUGUGAUCAUAGAAAACAAACUCAGCGGUGGGACUGGGGUUUCAUCAAUACUACCAACCUACGAAACUGGGAAAACUAUGGAGCAAAGUUGUUAAAAUAAAAAUAAUACUAGUUACGACUAAACUGCACUACAGAUUUAUUUUCAAGAGCAACAUAGCAUAAUUACUAGAUGAAUGACUCAACUGUGUGACUCAUAAACUAAGAAAUGUUUGUCCUCAAAACAUUGCAUUUAUGGUUUUUAUUAGAUAAUUAUAGAAAAUUUGCAUACUUGCAAAUUACUGAUCUGAAAAAUUAUCAGAUGUGGGUGUCCUAAAACCAUACAGAACAGACAUCCAAGCUAGUACGAACUUUUUCAAAAAAGCUGUGUAAAGCAUACAAGUGAAAAUCCGUUUAAAAUCACCGUUGCGUACGACUUUGCACGCUUGUAUUACUAUUGUAUGAAAGCUCGAACGAAAGAGCCCAUAAGCGACAGCUAGGCUGCUCGAAGCGCCUCUAUAGGCGAAUUGCCACUUGGUGAUCACUUUACCAAACAGCCGUUAAAUUUUCUACAUACAUUGGAAUCUAUACUUGGAUGUCUGUUCUCUGUGUUAAAACAUCACAAUAACAGUUUAAACGUCAAAUAAAUAUUUCGUAUGAUUUCUUCCAUAAGUAUUAAAAUCAACCAAUAAUAAAAACGUGAGGGACCAAGUAGAACCAGAUAAAAUCUUGCAUGUAUAUGGAUAAUUGUUUACUUAAGACAACGCAAUCAAAGAAUUACAGACUUUUUAACAGAAAUCCGCAGGAACGAGUUUCAUAUAUUUUUCGAUUGAGUUCGACGAUAUAUGAAAUGGCUGUGUGCGUAACACUACAAUGAACUCUGAUUCAAGUUAAAAGUCUGGUGCUCCCAAAGGCUACAUUUGAAUUUUAUACGGAUUGAUUUCCGAUUUCGCUAUUGCUGGCUUACAGAAGUGUGAAAAUUGUCAAGAUAAAGUUUCAACGCAUUUUUGGUAGCCGACUACCCAGAGCAAUCAAUACAUGAUAUUACUAUUGGGAAAUUUACUACCAAACAACCUCUUCCGUGCAAGCGAAACAAUGGAUUGAAAAAUGUUAUCCGGACUCUUGUCCAUCAAAAGCAACGAUUUGUCGGUGGUUCGUCGAGUUUAAACGUGGUCGUACCGACACAAAUGACGCGGAACGCUCGGGUAGACCUGUGAAAGCCGUUACACCGGAAAAUGUGAGUGAAGUGACAAAAAUUAUAAUGAAAGAUCGUAAAGUGAAGCUCCGUGAGAUUGCUGAGAUGACACAGAUAUCAUAUGGAAGUGUAUUUACUAUCCUUCGUGAAAAAUUGAGCAUGAAAAAGGUUUUUUCCAAGUGGGUGCCGCGAUUGCUUUCGAUGGAACAAAAACAACCUGCCACAAGUCGAUGAAAACAAUGGCGAAAUUGAACGAAUUGGGCUUUGAUCUGCUUCCCCACCCCCCAUACUCGCCAGAUUUAGUCCUCAGUGACUACUGGCUCUUUGCUGAUCUUAAAAAAAUGCUCCAGGGAAAAAGAUUUGGCUCAAAUGAGGAGGUCAUCGCUGAAACUAAAGCUUAUUUUGAAGCGAAAGAUAAAUUUUUUUAUAAACAUGGUAUUGAAAAAUUGGAAAAACGUUGGAACCAUUGUAUCACCCUAAAAGGUGAUUAUGUUGAUGAAUAAAAAAAAAUUUUGCAAAAAAAUGUUGUUUCCAUUGUUAG
Malaya genurostris is the source of this 4430-nucleotide messenger RNA. Its product is annotated as N-acetylgalactosaminyltransferase 6-like. Gene Ontology annotation, cellular component: Golgi apparatus. The transcript has 5 exons. Bases 1052 to 2818 code for a protein of 588 amino acids. Lineage: Eukaryota; Metazoa; Arthropoda; Insecta; Diptera; Culicidae. The record is from RefSeq and is a predicted model, not a curated record.